UUCAAAUUUUACCAUAACAAUUAAACUCUCUAACAUCACAAAUAUCACUGAUUAAAGAAAGAAAGAAAAAUAUAAAUCGAUAUGUUUUAUUCGGACCCACGUAUAGAAUCUUGUUCAUCAGAUAGUAUUAGAGCCAAUCAUUCUGAUGAGGAAGUUAUUUUAGCUUCGAAUAAUCCAAAGAAGCCAGCUGGCAGAAAGAAGUUUCGAGAAACUCGACAUCCAGUAUACAGGGGAGUCAGGAAGAGGAAUUCAGGAAAAUGGGUUUGUGAAGUUAGAGAACCAAAUAAGAAGACGAGGAUUUGGCUUGGUACUUUUCCUACUGCUGAAAUGGCGGCUAGAGCUCAUGAUGUGGCGGCUAUAGCAUUAAGAGGCCGUUCAGCUUGUUUGAAUUUUGCUGACUCUGCUUGGAGGCUGCCUACUCCAGCUUCCUCUGACACUAAGGAUAUUCAAAAGGCGGCCGCUCAGGCCGCCGAAUCGUUCCGACCUUUAAAGUCGGAGGAAGAAGAAUCGGUGGUUAAAGAUCAAUCUACUACUCCAGAUGAUAUGUUUUUUAUGGAUGAGGAAGCGUUAUUCUGCAUGCCGGGUUUACUUACGAAUAUGGCGGAAGGAUUAAUGGUACCUCCACCUCAAUGUACUGAAAUGGGAGAUCAUGUGGAAGCUGAUGAUAUGCCUUUAUGGAGCUAUUCUAUCUAAUAAGUAAGUGUAAUGAGAGGAGUACCAAUGCUAAGAGUGAAGUUUAUUAGUUUCGUGCUUAAUAUUUGGAUAUGGUACGAAUUAGUGUAUAAGUAUUGUAAUUUGUAAUGAUCAUGUAGAAAUUACUAGUAUUGCUAUAUACUAUUAUAAACAAAAUGGUUGAGGCUAAAUGAGAAUCAUUGGCCUAGACCGUGCGUAUAUAAGACUAAGUUUUUUCUGGUUUAAGCAACUGAGUGAAAAAGUAGAUUUGUGGAGUAUUUUUCAAGCCGAUUACUAUGUCAGAAUUAAUCAAAAAACGGUGUUUGUAUCA
Messenger RNA from Solanum pennellii, 1003 nucleotides. Its product is annotated as dehydration-responsive element-binding protein 1A-like. Gene Ontology annotation, molecular function: DNA-binding transcription factor activity; DNA binding. Lineage: Eukaryota; Viridiplantae; Streptophyta; Magnoliopsida; Solanales; Solanaceae. Gene Ontology annotation, biological process: regulation of DNA-templated transcription. The transcript has a single exon. The coding region runs from base 82 to 693 and encodes 203 amino acids. The record is from RefSeq and is a predicted model, not a curated record.